AUGCCUCGCAGUCCGCCGAAAAACCUUACCCUCCUCCUACCCCCACCUUACCGAAGCGACUACCAAAUCGCCAGGUCCCCUACAUAUUUCUCCACAUUACACACACCAACUCCCGUAUCCGCCUAUGCGUCCGAAAAAUAUCCAACCCCAAUCCCCAUCUCCGCGCGCACAUUAACACCAGGAUCCUGCGCCGGAACAAUAAUCUUCGACUCCACAACUUUCUACACUCCCACCUCACCCGCAAAACCUUGUAUCUACGCCAACUACCUCCCAGCAGAUGAAUACACAUUGCACAGGUUCAUCCGAAAAGAACGAGAAGAACAUUUCCGACGGUUAAGACAGAAAUGGGGGGUACUAUUCUACUGGGUUGUGGGGUUCUGUGUCAUCAUUGCCUUUGGAGUUGCUACUGCAACUUUUUCGACAAAGUAUACUGACUCUGGAGUCUUUGAAAUGUUGUUCCCUGGGUUGAUGGCUACUGGGGGGAACGGAAGGGGUUAUACUCGCGCACCUGAGGUGAUGAUGGUUAGCAAUGGUACUGGAUAUGCUAUUUCUAUGCCGUUGAAUGAGGAGGCUUAUCCGUUGCCUGGGGAGUGGUAUAGAGCGCUUUGCGACUCGGUUGAGAUGAAGAGUAUGGCUGCUUCGGAGAAUAGGAAUGGGAAACCCAUGGCUGCGCAUUUGGGAUAUUAUGAUGAGGAUAAAGGGUAUGAAGGGUUGGAGUUGGCGGCAGGAGAUGAUGAGGAAGGUGGGGAUGGGGAGUGUGAGAGGACGAUGACUUUUGUGGUUGAUGAUUGGGAGGGGAGAGUUGGAGGGAUUGGAGAGAUGGUUAUGGGAUUGUGGAUGGCUUAUGCGCUUGCUAUUCAUGAGCAGAGAGAGUUUUUUGUGGUUGGGAAGAAAGGACGAUGGGCAUAUGGUGAUAUCAACAGAUACUUUGACAUCCCACCACCGACGAAGAAGUGUUCUCCACCAGCCAUGUCAAGAAGUCUUCCUUGCCCGAGGAAUACACCGCACAGGCUCGUCACCCCUGCAACAUUUAAAGACGCUUUCGGUCAUGCAUUCGAGAACGAAUUCGAAGAUGCUCGUAAAGUCGGUGUACAGCGACAGCAUAAGAUCUUUGACUUCCUGAGAACAGGGUAUGAAGCUAUUCCUCUCAAGGGAGAUCUUCAGGCCACCAUCAUGGACAGAGUCCAUGACAUCGGUGUUGAAGCCAGUAAAAACGUUGUCGCCGUCCAGAUCAGACAUGGAGACCGAGGUGCCAGAGAAUGGACAUGGCACAAGGGAUACCUACCAUUGGAGAGGUUUAUGAAGGUCAGCUUGAACAUGCCCGGUGAUGUUAUCAAGGGUAUUUCUGCGGUUAGUGAAAACGAGGGUGAUAAAUGGCCAAAGGACUAUUUUCUCCCAGAUUACCCUCGUUCGUCGGUUGAACCACCGAUGAGAAUCAUUUCUUCGGAUGAUUCCGAUGUGUUUAACCAGAGAGAGGUUAGGGACUGCGGUACCGGUGGCUCUAAUGGCGUUUGUGUGAGAGCACAGGAUAGGAGUGUGGCUGUGGGACAGCCUGGUGGCUUUUGGGCCGAGGAUCUGAAUAAGAUGGAAAGAGAGGAGAGAGAGGCUGCUGCGGUGUCUUACCUAAUCGAUUUUGGUAUCCAAGUUGAGGCCUUGAGGGUCGCUAAAGAUGGAUGGGCCGUCUGUGGGUAUUAUGGAGAUAUGUGCCGAAUGCUCGCUGUAGGCAUGGGGUGGGAAUCAGCGAUCGAGAAAGGUCAUUGGGUGAACAUUGAUGGAGACUUCGACUGGUUCGGCAUGAGGUGGUAA
Orbilia oligospora ATCC 24927 is the source of this 1806-nucleotide messenger RNA. RefSeq lists its product as uncharacterized. The transcript is spliced from 3 exons. NCBI's taxonomy places the organism in Eukaryota, Fungi, Ascomycota, Orbiliomycetes, Orbiliales, Orbiliaceae. The record is from RefSeq and is a predicted model, not a curated record. The coding region runs from base 1 to 1806 and encodes 601 amino acids.